Electrophorus electricus (electric eel) is the source of this 2790-nucleotide messenger RNA. It is a transcript of the gene slc9a6b, whose product is annotated as solute carrier family 9 member 6b. Gene Ontology annotation, biological process: potassium ion transmembrane transport; regulation of intracellular pH; proton transmembrane transport. The record is from RefSeq and is a predicted model, not a curated record. Gene Ontology annotation, molecular function: sodium:proton antiporter activity; potassium:proton antiporter activity. Lineage: Eukaryota; Metazoa; Chordata; Actinopteri; Gymnotiformes; Gymnotidae. Gene Ontology annotation, cellular component: recycling endosome; plasma membrane.
CUUACAACUUACUAUAAGCUCGACCUAUUUUGUUGGCCAAUAUUAUUUAAUUGGUUCGAUUGUGAAUUGUAUUUUAAUUCUAUUUUAAUGUUACACUCUACCAUAUAUUAGAAGAGCACUCUAACAUAUUUUUACUUUUUUUGUGGGUUUUUGACCCAGGCUAUCAAAAACCGGAAGUGUACUUGCAACAAGAAAAUAGCGUGACCGUUUAGUUUCGGUGUAGUUUUACUGUAGCUGAGCGGAGACGACAGUUUACUCUGUUAACAAGUUCCACAAUGGGAUUCCAAAAAGUAUGGGCCACUGGCUCACGAAACUGUAUUAUAUGUUGUUUUUUGUGUCUAACGUUGUUUUCUAGAAUUGAGACUACUGGUCUUGUUGAUGCAGUCACUGAGAGACAAGCGGAGGAAAGUCACAGACAAGACAGCACAAAAGUGCUCGUUUUUACACUUCUGCUAACACUUACUAUCUUAACUAUAUGGCUCUUCAAACAUCGACGCUUCAGGUUUUUGCACGAAACCGGACUAGCCAUGAUCUAUGGCCUCUUAGUGGGUGUGAUCCUCCGUUUUGGGGUCCACGUCCAGCCGGAUGUGAGCAACAGCACACUGACCUGUGUGGGGAAGUCCAGACCCAGCUCCCUCCUACUCAACGUCAGUGGGCACCUGUACGAGUACGAGCUGAGAGGGGAGGUGGACAGCAGGAGCAGCGACAACCUCCCCAGUGUAGACAUGCUCAGGAAGGCCACUUUUGAUCCGGAGGUGUUUUUCAACAUCUUAUUGCCACCUAUCAUCUUCCAUGCUGGCUAUAGCCUCAAAAGGAGGCACUUUUUUAGAAAUUUGGGCGCCAUCCUUACCUAUGCUUUUGUAGGCACUGUGAUUUCUUCAUUUGUUAUUGGGCUGGUCAUGUACGGCUGUGUGGCGUUAAUGAAUGCAAUUGGACAACUGGAUGGAGACUUUUUCUUCACAGAUUGCCUAUUCUUUGGGGCCAUCAUCUCUGCUACAGAUCCAGUGACUGUUCUGGCCAUCUUCAGUGAGCUGAAGGUGGACGUUGACCUAUAUGCACUGAUGUUUGGGGAGAGUGUGCUCAACGAUGCUGUGGCCAUCGUGCUGUCAUCAUCUGUUGUGGCAUACCAGCCAUCAGGAGAAAGUAGCCAGGCGUUGGAUGGGCGUGCCAUGUUGACGUCCCUGGGGGUGUUUCUGGCGGUCCUCAGUGGCUCUUUCGUACUGGGCUCUGCUGCUGGAGUUCUGACUGCUCUGGUAACAAAGUUUACCAGGCUGAGGGACUUUCCCCUGCUGGAGACUGCCCUCUUCUUCCUGAUGUCCUGGAGCACGUUCUUAUUGGCUGAGGCAUGCAGCAUCACUGGUGUAGUGGCUGUACUCUUCUGUGGAAUCACACAGGCUCACUACACUUACAACAACCUUUCUGCAGAGUCCAAGAGCCGAACCAAAGAGUUGUUUGAGCUGCUGAACUUCCUGGCUGAAAACUUUAUCUUCUCCUACAUGGGGUUGACACUCUUCUCAUUCCAGAAGCACGUGUUUAACCCUGUUUUCAUUACUGGAGCCUUUCUGGCGAUAUUCCUUGGCAGAGCAGCUAAUAUCUACCCCCUGUCGUUCCUACUCAAUCUGGGACGCACCAAUGCCAUCAGCCUCAACUUCCAGCAUGUGAUGAUGUUUGCAGGGUUACGAGGAGCCAUGACCUUUGCCCUGUCGAUCAGGGACACAGCAACAUAUGCGAGGCAGAUGAUGUUUUCCAGCACUCUCCUCAUUGUCUUCUUCACAGUGUGGGUGUUUGGUGGGGGCACAACCCCCAUGCUAUCCUUCCUGAAGAUCAGAGUGGGGGUUGAGGAAGAGCAAGAAAGUUCUGUGCCAGGGUCAGAAGAAACAGUAGGAACAGUUGGUAGACGUGACACCGCCUGGCUCUUCAGACUGUGGUACACAUUUGACCACAAAUAUGUGAAGCCCCUGCUCACCCACAGUGGUCCACCCCUCAUCACCACUCUGCCUGCCUGCUGCGCACCUGUAGCACACUGCCUCACCAGCUCUCAGACCUAUGAGCAGCAAGACUCUGACUCAGAGCUCAUCCUGAACCACAGUCCCAGCAUGCUGUACAGUGACCUAUCAGUCAGUGCUGACGCAGUCUUUGACCCCUCCUCCUCUGUCCAGGAUCAGCCUCUGCUGCAGGGACCAACUCAUUCUGUUUUGUCCACUGAGGAGUCCCCGAUAGUCCCAGGCCCUGUCCCUCUGCCGCCCCAUUCCUCGCCCCUCUCGGAACCCCUCCGUCUAAGACUGUGAACAAAUAUGUGUGGCGGGGCUCCCUUACCCUUGGGGCCGGGCUAGGUCCCCCUGGGGGUGGGGUGCGCUCUCUCAGGCUCAUCCUGAUGACACUGCCGCAUCUCAGCUUCAGACAGUUCCCCGGAGUUAGUAAUGUCUGCAGUGAAGCUAACAGCCUGGUAUCCAGGCAAACUAUUCUGUUCCAGUAUGUUGACUUUAGUAUUACACUGUUCUGGGUUUUGUUUUUCUCCUAAUGCGUUAAUUUAUAAUAUUUUAGUGUAGGAUUUACAGAAUUUAACUGCUGGCCUUGUACGCAGUUGUGGUAGAAGUGAUAUGGUCACCUCCUCCAAAGCAACACGCCAAACUGUUUCCGCGGGAGUUGUGUAGUAAAACGAGUUGUGCAGGAUUGUGUUCUUAUGUAAUCUACGUCAUGGGUAAUAACCUCAUGAAGUCAUGGAGAAAGCAGAAGGGAAAAUGAGUGCCUAAUGUUUAACUACAUAUUAAAACCUGUUAAAACCUUAAA